Nothoprocta perdicaria is the source of this 2034-nucleotide messenger RNA. It is a transcript of the gene CGAS, whose product is annotated as cyclic GMP-AMP synthase. The record is from RefSeq and is a predicted model, not a curated record. Gene Ontology annotation, biological process: negative regulation of double-strand break repair via homologous recombination; DNA damage response; activation of innate immune response. Gene Ontology annotation, molecular function: 2',3'-cyclic GMP-AMP synthase activity; double-stranded DNA binding; chromatin binding. Bases 1 to 1611 code for a protein of 536 amino acids. Gene Ontology annotation, cellular component: site of double-strand break; cytosol; nucleus. Lineage: Eukaryota; Metazoa; Chordata; Aves; Tinamiformes; Tinamidae. The transcript is spliced from 6 exons.
AUGAAAGGACCUAAUCUUUGCAGCCUGCUCCUGCCGAACGUGUUAACACGGAAUGGAGCUCAGGUCACUCAUCCACGGGACAUAAAGCGCAAGGUGCGUAGCCUCCCAGCACCUCCCGGCGCCGGCUAUGGUGCCUUCCUGCAGCCAUUAACCGCGUCUGGGCUGCAGAGUCUUCCCUGCCGACCCGGGCCGCUCUCCGGCCGGAGCSCGUGUCCGGCCGAUGCCGCCGGCUACGCACCCAGGACGACUCCGGCCACGCGGCACUUGCCGGGGCGCUCGGGCUCGGCCUCGGCCAGCAGCAGAUCCUCCACGGACGCCUCGCGCACGCUCAGCAGCGGCGUGCCGAGGAUCUCCUCCUGCGGCCAGAGGAGCGGGAGGCAGUUUCUGCCCGGGGCGGGAGGGCGCGGGGCGCGCGCGGCGCCCGCUCACCUGCACGCGCUGCCGGUAGAGGCGCCGGUCGAGCUGGGCGCGGAGCCCCCACACGGCGGGGCCCUUGCGCCGGUUGAGCACCUUGUAGUGGAGGCCGGCGCGGUCGCAGGCGCGGCCGCACACGCCGCCCAGCGCGUCCAGCUCGCGCACGAGGUGGCCCUUGCCGAUGCCGCCGAAGGACGGCUGCUGCAGGGCGCGCGCGGGCGCGGCGGCGCCUUCGGCGGCCUCGAGCGGCUCAGCGCGGGCAGCUACUACGAGCACGUGAAGAUCGCGGAGCCCGACGAGUUCGACAUCAUGCUGACGCUGCCCGUGCCGCCGCUCCAGCUCGACGCGUGCGACGACACCGGCGCCUUCUACUACGCGACGCUCAAAAGAAACCCCAAGGAAAUGUACCUGAGCAGGUUUUUAGAUGAAGAAGGAAAGCUCUCAGCCUUCAAAAUGCUUGAAGCGCUAAGGAAGAUUAUUAAAGAGGAAGUGAAAAACAUAAGUACUGUAGAAGUAACUGUAACAAGGAAAAAAGUGGGAUGCCCUGCAAUUACACUUCAGAUCCAAAAGCCUCCCUCGGAAAUCUCCGUGGACAUCAUCUUGGCUCUGAAGGUCCAUCACAGCUGGCCUCUCAGCACCAAGGACGGCCUCCCUGUUGGAGAAUGGCUAGGAACAAAAGUCAGGAAAAACCUCAGAUACCAAGACUUUUAUUUAGUAGCCAAACAAAACAAAGAGGAGAAGGUGCUAAGAGGAAACACUUGGCGACUCUCCUUUUCACAUAUUGAAAAGGAAAUAAUAACAAACCACGGCAACGGAAAGACAUGCUGUGAAUCUGAUGGAGUAAGAUGUUGUAGGAAAGACUGUCUUAAGCUUCUGAAGUAUCUGCUACAGCAGCUUAAAACAAAGCAUCAGAAAGAGUUGCAGAAAUUCUGUUCCUAUCAUGCCAAAACUGCAUUUUUCCACUCAUGUGCCAUGUGGCCACGUGAYGAAGACUGGCGGUGGGAAGACCUGGAUCGCUGCUUUCACCGGUACCUGGAAUAUUUUCUGGAUUGCCUGCAAAAGUCUCGACUUCCACACUUCUUUAUUCCCCAGUACAAUUUACUCAGCCAGAAUGACAGAGCGAGCCAAGACUUCCUCAUCAGGGAAAUAAACUAUCAAAUUAACAACAGAUUCCCAAUAUUUCUGCAGGAUAAUUAAAAACAUUAUUUACAAUAUCCAAUGAAAAUCCCCACAGAUUCGCAUAUUCGACAAUAAGGUGACUAGCAGCAUAAGUUGUUUCUUAGCAGUCUGGUACUAUGGAAAACAGGAACAAUCAACACAGUGAAUUGCCUACUUCAAUCACGCUAUGUGGAUACAGUUCUUAGAAGAAAUACUAUUCUUCAAGUAUUACUUCACCUUCCUCUAUCCAAACUAAGGUACCACCCGCAAAAUAUCUUCAGGGCACACUAAAAAUAUAUGAAAUUUGCAAGAAUUUAUUCAUUUUCUAAGCAAAUUCUACAAUUCCAAAUACUAUGGCACUAGUGACAUCAUAGUCAAACUGAACGGUUUUAUUCAAAAUGAAAAUUUAGGAGACUAUGGGCAGAGAUUGGAGAGGACCCAUGUGGACUUUGUAGCUGCUAA